AUGAACUCAUUCACGUCGAUCAAUGUGAUCGAUAAGAUCAAUCAGAAGAUUGAAUGUAUAGAUACUUGGGAUUACAAGGACAGGAAGAAGCUCCUGCUUGGAACUUAUGAAGGUUUAGUCAUCGUCUAUGAAGUUGCCGAGAAGAUGACAUACAAUGCGCAUGAAACACCUGGCAAUGUGUCAAUGAAGUUGUUUGAUACAAAGGCAUUGUCAAAGAAGCCAAUAUCACAGAUGAAUGUGUUGGAGCCUUAUAAUGCAUUGGUUAUAUUGACGGAUGGUGAGAUAAAGGUGUUUGACUUGGUGAACAACUAUAAUCAGAAGGCACCACUCAACAAGGCAAAAGGAUGCAGUCUCUACGCCAUCAGUCAGAACGGUUCGUACACAUCGUUGUGUGCCGCCGUCAAGAAGAAGCUGAUCACUUACGCUUGGGAUGGCACCGACUUUGUCGAGGCCAAGGAGUUCAACAUACCCGACACACCCAAGACCAUCGACUACCGUGACAACUACAUCGUCGUCGGUUUCAAAAAGUCCUACAACAUCAUCAACACCAUAGAUGGCAGUGUCUUCAACUCUGACACUGACAAGAUCUCCUUCCUCACCUUCUUCCAAGACAAGGAGUUCCUCAUCGUCAAGCACAACUUGGCAUUCUUUAUCAAUUGUGUGGACGGCAAGCCGAAUAGGAAGUAUGGACUCACAUGGUCUGACUCGCCAGUGAGCUUGACGAUCAAGUAUCCAUUCAUUAUAUCGAUUGAACCAAAGCAGAUUGAGGUCCAGAUCGUUCCCGAGUCAAAGGGUAUAUCACAGACGAUGUUCUUGCAAGGCUGCAAAUCGAUCGCUGCCAAGCAUGAUAUAUACGUGGCCUCCACCUCGACUGUUUGGAGACUGAACCCUGUGCCCACGCUGGACCUUGUCGACCAGCUCGUGGCCAAUCAAGAGUUUGAGACUGCCAUCAAUGUGUUGAACAUUGCACCAGACACUCUGGCGGGCAAGCGCGAGAAGCUGGCAAAGACCAGGAUCAAUGCCGCCCACGCACACUUUGCCCGUGAGCAGUAUGCCAGUGCCAUGGAACUUUUCCUUGCCGCACAGUUUGAUCCACUCAAAGUGAUCGCUCAGUACCCUGGCUUCCUGCCACCCCUCCUUCAAGACAAGAUUGCCAUCACGACUCAAGUCAAGGACAUUGAGAAGAAUGACACAGCACUGAGUGCUCUGGAGACCUUCUUGGUGGGCAUUCGCAAGGAGUUACAGAAGCCUGAGAAGCCACCCUACAACCUGAACCCACCAGAGCUUGCCAACUCUGGCUACGACCUACCAACACUGAUCGAUACGACCAUCCUUAAGAUCUACAUCAAGCUCAAGCCCAACCUUAUCUCCAUCUUCUUCAAUCUGAAGAACUGUCUACACAUCGAGGAGUCACAGAGAGUUCUAAAAGAGGAGAGGAAAUUCGCUGAGUUGGUAUUGUUCUAUCAAUCAAAGGCAAUGCAUAGGGAGGCACUGACAUUGCUGGCAAAGAAUGGCGAUGCAAAGGAGACGAUCAACUAUCUCUGUCAACUGGGUCCACAACAUCUCUCAGUCAUCUUGGAGCACUCUAAAUGGGUCUUGCAAAAGUCAACUCAGGAUGCUAUGUUUAUAUUCACUACAGAGCGUAAGGAAGAACUCCCACCUGACCAGGUGAUCGCACAUCUGGAGAAGUAUGCCUCCAAUCACUUGAUGGAGUAUCUCGAGUAUAUUAUCAAUAGACAGUUUGCCCAGGUACAGGCUACUGCUCAGGCAGCAGCGCAAGCAGCAGCACAGGGACUUCCAACGCCACAGGACAAGCCACUCAUAUUCCAACAGGACAAGGCCCCGAUAUAUCAUAACAGCUUGAUCCUUGAGUAUCAAAGCAAGAUCAUGACGUUGAUCCAAGGAUCACUUGUACCAAGAGUGCCAGGCGAGACUGUGGCUGGAUCUGAACCAGGCUUGCUUGGUCAACUGCGCACCAAGCUCAUCAACUUCCUCCAGACCUCCAAGUACUACCUUCCCGAGAAGCUGCUGAGCAGAUUCCCUACCAACGACUUGUACGAGGAGAGAGCCAUUCUCUUGAGCAGGAUCAGCAGACACGACCAGGCAUUGGCCAUCUACGCGCACAAGUUGAUGAACUUUAAGAUGGCUGAAGAGUACUGUGACAGGAACUACAACAAGGACAAGGACGAAUCGAAGGAUGUCUACUUGUCACUUCUCAAUGUCUACUUGAAGCCAGAGGCUUCCAUCAAGCCUCAGAUCGAGCCAGCAUUGAAGCUAUUGAACAAGCACUAUCGAUCGAUUGAUACACCCAAGGCCCUAGGUCUACUACCACUCAACAUCCCAAUCCAGGAGCUCUAUCCAUUCUUUGAGGCUGUCAUCAGGGACAACACUCGUAUCAAGAGAGAGAGUCAAGUUGUAAAGAAUCUGCUCAAGGCAGAACACGCCAAGAUUAAAGAAGAGCUCAUUCAUCUGCGUGCUGGCGUCAUCAAGAUCACCGAUGAUCUGAUUUGUCCAUACUGCAACAAGAGAUUUGUUGGAACGAAUGCAUUUGCUGCACAGCCCAAUGGUGUGGCAAUACAUUAUGUCUGUUUCCAGAACCAACAGGCCUCUCUAAAGAACAGCGUCAGUCAGAAUAAUCUGAACACUCUAAACAACAACAAUACGAAUGCCAACAACAACAGCAUCAGCAACAACAACAUCAAUAGCAUCAACAAUAUCAACAACAUCAAUAACAACAAUAGCAGCAUUAAUCUCAACAACAGCAACAUCAUGAUCAACAACAACUAUAGCAAUGGCAACUCGUCCAUGUCCAACAAGAACCCCUUCCUUGGAGGAUACAACUAA
Messenger RNA from Acytostelium subglobosum LB1, 2844 nucleotides. RefSeq lists its product as hypothetical. The transcript is spliced from 7 exons. NCBI's taxonomy places the organism in Eukaryota, Evosea, Eumycetozoa, Acytosteliales, Acytosteliaceae. Gene Ontology annotation, biological process: autophagy; endosomal vesicle fusion; vesicle-mediated transport. Gene Ontology annotation, molecular function: protein binding. The record is from RefSeq and is a predicted model, not a curated record. Gene Ontology annotation, cellular component: membrane; cytoplasm. The coding region runs from base 1 to 2844 and encodes 947 amino acids.